AUGGUCAUGGAUGCUACACAUUCGGCAGCACACUCAGCACGAUCUGUUGGUCGUGAAUUUGUUCGGCAAUAUUAUACAUUGUUAAACCAGGCACCUGCUCAUUUACACAGAUUUUACAAUCACAAUUCAGCUUUUAUACACGGUGGUUUGGACAACACAGACCGCGAUGUUAUUCCUGCGGUUGGGCAGAAAGAAAUUCAUCAGAAAAUUCAGGAGUUGAAUUUCCGUGAUUGUCAUACUAGAAUUAGUCAAGUUGACUCUCAAGCUACUCUGGAAGAUGGAGUUGUCAUUCAGGUGACUGGUGAAUUUUCAAAUGCCGGCGAGCCAAUGCGUCGUUUCACCCAAACAUUCGUAUUAGCAGCACGUGCUCCAAAAACCUACUACGUGUUGAACGACAUUUUCCGCUACCAAGACCUUGGUUUUCCCGACGAGGAAGUAGAGUUGGAAACAGAGCCAUCCAACGACAUUCCGGAGCGUCCUGAGACUGAGGAAGGUCGCUCUGAGGUUGACGAGGAUGACCAGGGACAAGGACAGGCGCCAGUCCAAGUGGAGCAUCAUAUUGCUCAACAAGCAGCUCAACAACCUCUUCCUCCCCAAGCUCAGCCGGUAAUUCCGCCCCAGCAGAUGUACUACCCUCCGACCAGUAACCAGAUGAUCGUCGUAAAUGGAACAAUCCACGACCCAGAGGCGAUGAUGAACCAGCAGCCACCAAUGAUGCCCAUUCCUCAGCAACCGGCAGCUCCAUUUGUAGAACCCGCUGCGGAGUUUACUCAGGAAGAAGCUCCUGUUGAGCAGCAGCCAGAAUCCCAGAGUGAGGAGACUCGUGUUGAGGAACCUCAGGAACCACCCACGGAGAACUUCAACCAGCAGCCGGUUAAUGAAGCCGAGAAUGAGCAGACCGCUUCCUCGGGAGUUAACAACAAACCCAAGUCUUAUGCCAGGACUGUCAGGUCCAAUGCUAUUGGUGGAAGCUGCAACAUCAUCCCCAAGACCAUGUCACCGCCUCCAGUAUCCAACGUAAGAAACGAGGAACGGCCAUCAAUCGACGUGUGGAACCAAAACAACACCAACAUGUCGUCGAAUGUAAUGUCUUCUGGACCAGUACUGCAGCACCAGUACAACAGAAUGCAGAACUCUCAGCAGCAGCCCCAGCCACAGCGACCUCGAGUAGGUCCACCACAAAAAGACAACCGUGGAGGUGAAAGACGUCGCGACUGGCCUGACCACCAUCAGCUCUUUGUAGGAAACGUUCCACACUCCGCGACUGAAAAUGAGCUGCGCAUUAUUUUCGAACGCUUCGGCAAAGUCGCUGAUCUGAGAAUAUUCUCGAAGGGCAAUGAGCGUAGCAAAGGACCUCAAGGCUCCAACAACUCUAUGCGUGGUGUUCCUCAUUAUGGCUUUGUUACUUUUGAAGACUCCAAUGUUGUUUCUAAAGUACUCGCCGCUUGUAAAAAAAAUAAACCGAGAAUACCUGGUGACAAUAUGAGAAAUCAGGAUAAUAUGAGAUCAUCAAUGGGUCCUCAACAACGUGGUCCAGGCGGCCCAGGAGUAAUGCGAGGUGGCCAACACCCACGAGGAGGUCGCGGUGGAUUUUCCCGCGACGGCCGCGGUGGAAUGAGACAACCGGGAAUGGGAAACACCGGUGGCUACCAAAACCGCCGUUAA
This is a messenger RNA of Cotesia congregata, 1665 nucleotides long. The record is from the annotation of a GenBank genome assembly. Lineage: Eukaryota; Metazoa; Arthropoda; Insecta; Hymenoptera; Braconidae.